UACAAAAUCCGCGCAUGCGUAUCACGAAUUUCCUGUGCCGCCAGAAACAAGAUCGGUAAAUAUUGGUUUCGAAAAUCAAAUCGUUUUUAUAAAUAAACCAAGCUCCCGGGAAGUCCUGACAUAAUUAUGUAUUAGAGGCACAAUUAUGUAUCUCAUAGUUGAAUUUCAAUCGAAUGAAAUUGCCCUGGUUCCAAAGGAAUGGAUGGUGGCUUCGGGAAGAGAAGUACGGUAUCCUCCGUACAAAACCGACUUAAGGAUAAGAAAAGCUGCACGGAGCAGAGAGCCGCCAUCAGAAAACUGGACUUACGAGCAAGUUAAAAAGAUCUUGUACCAAGAUGAGGACUAUGAAAAGGUGAGCCUUCGAAUGAAAAAGGCAGAAGAGACCUCUGACCUGGCCACCUCUGAUGAAGAAAGAAGCAAAAGAAAGAGAAAGCCAGCGAAAAAAUUGUAUGAAUCUGACUCUGAUUCUGACUUGUCAGAUGACAAUGAAGGACCAAAGAGGAAGCCAGCCUCAUCAUCCGCACUGACUUCUGACAGUCCAGGAUCGCAGUCACUGUUUGCUGCUACAAGAUGUACCUACACUCCACCACCAUUACCAUCACUGCAUAUGUCUGCUGUUUCCUCGCCAUCAGUUUCCCACAGGCCACCACAAGCAACACCCAGUCCUGUAGCAGGAGGCUGUUCUAGUACACCAGUUCGUCCAGUGCAGGCCCCACUGGCACAUUCCAUUGGAACAGGUGCGGUCACACAGAUUUUGACAAUCUUGGAGGAAAUGCGGGAAGAGCAAAGGGGGAUUAAGAGACUUCUUAAUCAGUUGGUGUUGCAAGGAGGCCCGGUCCCAGACAACAUGAAUGCUCUUCCGGAGGGAAUUUCCUUCCCAGUGUCAUCCCUGGAAGCAAUGGAAGCCUUGGAGGAGCUACUUCAGGACGCCAACAAUGCAACAGCUGUGGCGAGAUACAUGUAUACCAUUGGUGGGGUAGAUAUAAGAGAGAUGGUUGACAGAUUUAUGAAGGAGACGCUCACCAACAAUGUUGCAAAAAUGUACAACAUGAAGGGGUUGAAGGGCAAACAGAAGUUCGGAGACUUGUCACUGCUGAAAAUCCUGUUCCGAUGUGUCCAGAGGAACCCAGCCACCCGUCAAUCGACAUUGAAGGACGUUGACCUGGAAGUUUCCAAAUGGUUGACAGGUUCAAGAGACCGUGAUGGGGGGAGGACAAACCGGAGAAAGAGACCAACGCAAGGAAAUUCUUCAGACAAUGCUGAGGAAAACUGA
This is a messenger RNA of Mya arenaria, 1273 nucleotides long. RefSeq lists its product as uncharacterized. Bases 146 to 1273 code for a protein of 375 amino acids. NCBI's taxonomy places the organism in Eukaryota, Metazoa, Mollusca, Bivalvia, Myida, Myidae. The transcript is spliced from 7 exons. The record is from RefSeq and is a predicted model, not a curated record.